This is a messenger RNA of Daldinia loculata, 966 nucleotides long. RefSeq lists its product as uncharacterized. The coding region runs from base 1 to 966 and encodes 321 amino acids. NCBI's taxonomy places the organism in Eukaryota, Fungi, Ascomycota, Sordariomycetes, Xylariales, Hypoxylaceae. The record is from RefSeq and is a predicted model, not a curated record. The transcript is spliced from 2 exons.
AUGCUGAGAGGAAGAUUUGUCGAUAGAAAAGCUUCGGCUGCUUCUCUGAACUCACGUGCCGGUUCAGCCACCGUCAAGAUACUCGUUGGUUCGGAUAGCCAAGAAUUCCUCGUUCCGAGAAAACUCCUGGCAUCAUGCAACUACUUCCGGCAGCAUAUAGACAACGCGCGCGUCAAGUUCGAAAAGGGGCGGGCUUACAUCAUCGUCGUCUUGGAAGAUCAAGAACCGCCCAUGUUCGAGUUAUUCGUAUACUGGCUGAACGAACGGAAAAACUUCGACAGGUUCAUCGACGCCGCUGAGGCCGACCGCUCCUGUCAGGAGCUUCACAACAGCUUAGUCCAAUUACACAUAUUCGCCGCCCAGAUAGAUAUUCCCGCCUUGCAAGACUGUGCUAUGGACGCUAUACAAGAUGUCUAUCUUCGGAAGAACUGGGAUAUCAGCACAAAACUGAUCGGAUUUAUUUAUACCUCAUGUGAUCCCCAAGAGAGCUGUCGACUACGAAAGUGGAUUGUAGCCAUGACGGCGUGGACACUUGGAGGCGUAGUUACGACCGAAAUGUCGAAUAGCAUCCAACGCCUCUUCGAGAAAUGUCCUGACUUCUGGGCCGAAUACAAUAACCACACGCGCAAAAUGGCGCAAACCGGGCUCGAGGGCCAAUUCAAGAAUCCCCAGCUUAGACUCCCCUCCAACAACUUCCGCGGCGAAGAGCGUCAGUUCGGGUUUCGACAAUGCUCGUUCCACACGCACCGAUCGACUGUUGGACAAGGACGAUGUCCUCACGUAGCCUCGCUCUCGCCACCCAUCCCGUCCCCAUAUACAGACGGCUACGUCGAGUCAGAUUCAGACCGCGGCGAUUCAAGGUUUGGAUCACGGAUGGUUUCUCCGAGCAGUGAUUCGAGGUUUGGGUCGCGGAUGGUUUCCCCGAGUAGUGAUACGAUACCCGAGUCCGAUUUAGAGACCUCAUAA